Molecule: messenger RNA, 763 nt
Organism: Contarinia nasturtii (swede midge)
Lineage: Eukaryota; Metazoa; Arthropoda; Insecta; Diptera; Cecidomyiidae
Product: probable phospholipid hydroperoxide glutathione peroxidase
Exons: 6
Coding region: 72-641 (189 amino acids)
Biological process (GO): response to oxidative stress
Molecular function (GO): glutathione peroxidase activity
Source: RefSeq, a predicted model, not a curated record
AAAAUUGUCAGUUGAUUUCAAACAAUUCGUGAAACCAUUGACAUCAAAAUUCGUUUUCCUUUUAACCAAAAAUGAAUUCAAAAGUAUUACUAUGUAUGGCCUCGUUGUGCCUACUUUCGUGCUUGGGUGAAGCUGUGCCUGAAGAUCCAACCCAAGCAGCAUCAAUCUACGAAUUCACUGUGAAGGACACCUACCAUAAUGACGUUUCAUUGGAGACGUUCAAGGGAAAAGUGGUGCUUGUGGUUAACAUUGCCUCAAAUUGCGGUCUUGCCAGAAACCAAUACGCAAAAAUGAUGGAAUUGAGAAACAAAUACCACGACCAAGGGUUGAGAAUACUAGCUUUCCCAAGCAACCAAUUUGCUGGUCAAAUGCCCGAGGCUGAUGGUGACGAAAUCAUGAAACAUUUGAAAGAUUUCAACAUGGAAUUCGAUUUGGUCAUGGCUAAAGGUGAUGUGAAUGGCAAAUCAACAAUCCCAUUGUACGUGUACUUGAAACACAAGCAAACUGGAAUUGCAGGCUCUUUCAUUAAAUGGAACUUUACCAAAUUCCUUGUCGACAAAAAUGGACAACCCGUUCACCGUUACGCUCCAACCACAAAUCCAAUGGACAUUGCUGAGAAAAUCGAAGAACUUCUGGCAUAAAGAAAUAAAUUCUUUUGAAGAAAAAUAAUAUGUAUUUUACCCAUAAUUUUAUCCAGAGAGUAUAUUAAAGAAUAAAUUGAAAUGUUUGUGAUCAAGAUCUCGGUCCAAGCUAUUAAUCCAAA